AACAACUGGUUUGUACGAUAAUGAUGUAUUGCACUAAUAUAAGACUGUGAGAACCAUUGAUUUUUUAUUUUAGAUUUUAAUCUUAUGUUUCAUACAUAUCACUCAACUCCUUAAUUUCAACAGCUUUAUAUAUAUAUUGUUCAUACUUCACACCUGCCAUUGAAGGAGGGAAGGAAGAAAGAAUCUUAGAAACUAAUGGGAGAGGAAGGAGUUAUAGACAACACUCCCUUGAUUGAUCACUACUCAUCUUCUGGCGAAGUUUUUGUUAACGAGUCUUUCAAAAGAACAGGUAAUGUGUGGAGCGCGGCGGCGCAUAUAAUAACCGGAGUGAUAGGAGCAGGUGUACUGUCACUAGCAUGGUCUGUGGCGCAAUUAGGAUGGAUUGCAGGUCCUAUCUGUAUUCUAAUAUUUGCAGCCACUACCCUCAUUUCAACAUACCUUCUUUCUGAUUGUUAUAGAUUUCACCAUCCUCAACAUGGGAGCAUUAGGUGCUCCUCCUACACGGAUGCUGUCAAUUUGUACCUUGGAGAAAUAAAGGGAAAGGUGUGUGGAGUGUUGGUGCUUGUGAGCUUAUAUGGUGCUGCAUGUGCCUAUGUCAUUACAUCUGCUACCAGCAUCAGAGCGAUUUUGAAAUCAAAUUGUUACCAUAAGGAAGGACAUGAAGCACCUUGUAAAUAUGGGGAUGCUAUGUAUAUGUUGCUGUUUGGAGUUGUUCAGGUCAUAAUGUCAUUCAUACCAGAUUUCCACAACAUGGCAUUGCUUUCGGUUGUUGCAGCUAUUAUGUCUUUUUCAUACUCAUCUAUUGGACUAGGACUCGGCAUCACAAAAGUCAUAGAAAAUGGAAGAGUUAUGGGGAGCGUAACUGGAAUACCAGCUUCAAAUAUUUCAGAUAAGUUAUGGUUAGUCUUCCAAGCACUUGGUGAUAUUGCUUUUGCCUAUCCAUACACUGUCAUCCUCCUUGAGAUACAGGAUACUUUAAAGUCUCCUCCAUCAGAAGACAAGACCAUGAAAAAGGCUUCCAUAAUUGCAAUCUCCAUUACAACAUUCUUCUACCUUUGUUGCGGGUGUUUUGGAUACGCAGCUUUUGGAAACCAAACACCCGGAAACCUCUUGACAGGUUUUGGUUUUUACGAACCUUAUUGGCUCAUCGACUUUGCUAAUGCUUGCAUUGUUCUUCAUUUGGUUGGAGGAUAUCAGAUUUAUAGUCAACCGAUAUAUAGUGCUGCGGAUAAAUGGUGUUCAAGAAGAUAUCCCGACAGCGGUUUUGUGAAUAGUUUCUUCAGAUUGAAACUGCCUUUUUUACCGGCUUUUCAGCUAAACAUGUCGCGGAUAUGUUUUAGAACAGCUUAUGUGAUUUCCACAACUGGACUUGCAAUCAUGUUUCCUUACUUCAAUCAAGUUCUAGGAGUUCUAGGAGCAAUAGGAUUUUGGCCAUUGAUUAUAUAUUUUCCAGUAGAGAUGCACUUUGUACAGAAUAAAGUUGAAGCUUGGUCUACAAAAUGGAUUCUUCUUAGGAUUUUUAGCUUUGUUUGCUUUUUGAUCACACUAAUGAGUCUUGUUGGAUCACUUGAAGGAAUCAUAAGUCAGAAACUAAGCUGAAAGGUUUAUACCAAUACCCUUAAAGUUGAUUGACUUAUUUCAUGUAAUUUGUUAAUGCUACAUAAACAACUAUAUACACAUGUAAAAGUCUAUACUGUUCAUUGUUUAUAGUAUCUUUAAUAUCAAUGAAAAAUACAUGUCUAAAAUUUAUAGUAGUGAAA
Messenger RNA from Lathyrus oleraceus (garden pea), 1760 nucleotides. RefSeq names its product probable amino acid permease 7. The record is from RefSeq and is a predicted model, not a curated record. The coding region runs from base 196 to 1599 and encodes 467 amino acids. Lineage: Eukaryota; Viridiplantae; Streptophyta; Magnoliopsida; Fabales; Fabaceae. The transcript has 7 exons.